Messenger RNA from Bombyx mandarina (wild silkworm), 563 nucleotides. RefSeq lists its product as uncharacterized. NCBI's taxonomy places the organism in Eukaryota, Metazoa, Arthropoda, Insecta, Lepidoptera, Bombycidae. The record is from RefSeq and is a predicted model, not a curated record.
UACUAAGUAGGUAUUUGAGAGAUUAGACUCUUCUUCUUUUUUAUAUUUUGGCUCCGGCACGGUUUGUGUAUUAGCCAGCGUCAAGUAAUAAGAUUUUCAUAAUUCGCGUUAUAUAGGUCUACCAGAAUCUGAUGGCAAAUAAAAGGAAAAAAAUAGCGAUUUUCAUAUGGCAACAAAAAAAAAAUCAUCUGUCAAAACUGAAAUUUCGAGGAAUUGUUUUUGCUUUGGCUUAAAAUUUCCUAUAAAAAGUGGUGAAAAUGUCGAAGAAACCUCUUCGAUCGCAAGCAAGAAAUAUUGUUUUCAAUGUUUAUCAAAGAAUACUUGAUGAACAAGGUGCAGAACAAACACAAUCAUCGAUAUUGAGCCAUGUCCAAGCGUUGACUGGUGUUUCUAAUACUACCAUAAGACAAAUUGUUGCUGAAGGCAGAUCUAACAGAGGCGUAUUUAGUACGCCUGGUAAAAAGAGGAAAGAUGGCAAAAAUACUGCGCCUUCCUCUUCCGAUGAAGACUUUUUUAUGGAUGUGCAGUAUUUGGAACCAUUUUCAAGUUCUGAUAGCCUUUAA